GUCUGCUACCGUUGUGUGAAUAGUAAAAGCAUGUGUUUCUUUCUGAAGGCAUAAAACCGCCGCCGAAGUAUUUAAUUGUUUGUGGUUUCAAGACCUUUGCUCCAAACUUGUCAAGACGUUUUGAAAUGUUUAUUUUUUGGCUCAAUAAUUUGUAAACUUUUUUUUUCAAUUCAAAAUGUUGUGCUCAAGACUUGUUACAAAAACUUUAAGACCAUUCCUGGAGCUAACAUCAAGAUCUGCCUCAACCGAAGCCUCAGCCGACAACUGGGUUCCAAAACGCUGGGGUGAUCUUGUUAAUGAAAAAGAAAAGAUAUCGAGGUGGACUCAACUGAACGAGAAAGUUUUUGAACCCCUGAAGGAGGGAGAGGAGCCGCGACCUGCGUAUGUUUGUCAUGAGAAACGAGACUUCUGGUACAGUUUCAAGAAAUUGUACAUUGUUUCCUGCUUGGUUAGAGGACUUCCAGUGGAUGAGGCCGUUAAACAAUUAAAUUUUGUGCGUUCGAAGGGUGCCAAGAUCGUAAAGGAGACAAUCUUAGAGGCACAAGAAUUAGCUAUUAAACAACAUAAUGUGGAGUUCAAAAGCAACUUGUGGGUUGCUGAAUCGUUCCCUGAGAAAGCCUACUGCCUAAAAGCGACAAGGAGGCAUGCAAGAGCAAGAUUGGCUAUGAUCAAUUUGCAACACUGCCAUUACAUGGUUCGCUUGGAGGAGGGUCCUCCACCCAAACACUAUUACUAUUAUAGACGCCCUAGGUCCCCUCAAGAGUUGUUGGAUGAAUGGCUUGUUGAGUUAAGGUCAAGGAAGAUAAUAAAUUCAUUGUAGUUUCCUCAUUGAAUUUUGACUGUACCUUUUGUAAUGUUUUGGGUUCAAAGCUUGCUUUGAAGUAAAGUUUGUUCCUCUCUGUAAUUUAAGAUAAAGAUUUAUGUUGGAAACUGUUAAAUGUUUAAAA
This is a messenger RNA of Thrips palmi, 947 nucleotides long. It is a transcript of the gene mRpL22, whose product is annotated as 39S ribosomal protein L22, mitochondrial. Bases 176 to 820 code for a protein of 214 amino acids. The record is from RefSeq and is a predicted model, not a curated record. Gene Ontology annotation, cellular component: mitochondrial large ribosomal subunit; ribosome. Lineage: Eukaryota; Metazoa; Arthropoda; Insecta; Thysanoptera; Thripidae. Gene Ontology annotation, biological process: translation; ribosome assembly. The transcript is spliced from 4 exons. Gene Ontology annotation, molecular function: structural constituent of ribosome.